Mycena indigotica is the source of this 1701-nucleotide messenger RNA. Its product is annotated as Deacetylase sirtuin-type domain-containing protein. The coding region runs from base 19 to 1701 and encodes 560 amino acids. The transcript has 17 exons. Gene Ontology annotation, molecular function: NAD+ binding. The record is from RefSeq and is a predicted model, not a curated record. NCBI's taxonomy places the organism in Eukaryota, Fungi, Basidiomycota, Agaricomycetes, Agaricales, Mycenaceae.
CCCUUCUCAGCACUCACCAUGUCGACUCCGGGUUCAGCAGAAGAAGACGACUCCAGUCCAGAGCCCUUAGCCCUUACUGAAGAUGAAGUUACUUGUUCUCAAAUUCGUGCUUUCUUGGCCUCGGCCGAAGAGGUAGACAUGGAUCCGGAGACUGUUGAGGAGCUCGUGCAAACACUCAUCACGAAAUCCACUGACAACGCUGCUCUGCAUAUAACGAAUGAAUCUGAGGCUGGCCUUGAUCUUCGGGUCUCUGAACGAGACAUGACAAUGUUGUUUUCCGCGCUAGACGCAGAGCUACAAAGUUGGUCGCAUCAACAGAUUAGAGCCAUGCUCCACCACUUGAAAGAACGCGGUGCUGCUUCAUUUAUGGAGGAAUAUGUCGUCAAGCGCAACAUUUCAAUACCGCAACUCCUCCUGGCUUUCGACAUUGAUCUUAGCCCUGCUCUCCAAACGAUGUCUUCGAUCACUCUCGUCUACUUCCUCAGAGUCGCUAUGAGUCGGGAACUCCAACUACGCGAUAAGUUGCCCGACUACAACACAGUGGAAGAUGCAGUGCGCCUCAUUCGAGAGUCACGUCGGAUGAUAAUACUCACAGGUGCUGGUAUAAGUGUUUCCUGCGGUAUUCCAGACUUCCGCUCCCAAGACGGCAUCUAUGCUGCAUUGAGACAAAGUGGCCAGUACGAACUUGAUGAUCCUCAACAAAUGUUCGAUAUUCGUUAUUUCCGUGAAAAUCCGGCAGGUAGGUUGAUUCCUCUUCUACCCAUUGUUCCGACAACGAGAACAGUCUUUUAUUCUUUUGCUCACCAAAUAUAUCCCUCAAAUUUUACCCCAUCCCCCUGCCACCGCUUCAUCAAGCUGGUCGAAGACAGGAACCAGUUGCUGCGUAACUACACACAAAACAUUGACACACUUGAAACCCUGGCUGGCGUAACUCGUGUUCUCCAGUGUCAUGGGUCAUUCGCGACAGCCAGCUGUCUCUCGUGUCAACGACAAGUACAUGGGUCUGAAAUUGAAGCCGAUAUUCUUGCCCAAGUCGUCCCAUUGUGUUCAGUCUGCAACGUACCCACACCAGCUCCAAAAGCAAAGAAGAAAAGGAAAACGAGUACACCUUGGGACAGCGGAGAUGAUGACGAGGAGAACGAUCAUCCAGCCUAUCCGCCUUGGGUUAUGAAGCCGAAUAUUACUUUUUUCGGCGAAAAGCUUGGAGAUAACUUUGAUCAAUCGCUUGCCGCAGAUAGAGAGCAGGUCGACUUAUUACUGGUCGUUGGCACCUCGCUCAAAGUAGCACCCGUUGCCGAUAUACUUGCCCAUUUGCCUCACUCUGUUCCUCAAAUUCUGAUCAACAAAACUCCAAUUCGGCACAUUAAUCCCGAUAUCGUACUACUUGGGGACGCCGAUGACAUCAUCUUACACCUCUGCUCGAGGUUGGGCUGGGAGCUCCCACUAUCAACUGCCGAAGCAGGACUCAAGCCUGCUUUACUGCGCGAAAGUACGAGAAAGAGGUCGACAGCUGAUUUACAUGCUCAGCAAGAGCCCCGGAGGAUUGGUAAUAGUCAUAUCUGGGCCUUUGAAGGCGCAGAAGGUGGCGAAUGGCUCCAGCAAAUUGAGGAAGCGAUGGCUGCCUUGGAAGAUAGUAAACCACAAAACGAGUCCAUUGCCACAGAGUCUGAGAAGCACGCCAAAAAACCGCGUUUGGAAUAG